UUUUUGGUGACGCCAUCUUGGCUGCAGGACCAGCCCCCUGCGCGCCGCGGAACCGCAGAUUGUAGUUGUUUUGAACACGACCGGGUAUGACUGGCGGGAACGCGUUUCACAAGAACUACUGCAGCAACAAAGACUCCGAACCCAGAAUGGACGUGGACAUGGACUCGGGUCGGACUGAGAGUGAGCGCGGAGAGCUGGACAGCAGCAUCCCGGCUCCGUGCUCCUCCAACGGCAGCGGCGGGGAGGAGGACGAAGCGGAGGCCUUGGCUCGGCCGAGAGAAGCCGGCGGCUCGAGUAUUCAGCACACCCCGGAUGGAGGCGGGGUGCUCGGCAGCGGAAGGGAGCAGGAGGUGUCGGUGGAAAUCGGAGAAACGUAUCUGUGUCAAAGAGCCGAUAAAACAUGGCACACCGCAGAAGUGAUUCAGUCUCGACUGAAUGAGCAGGAGGGUCGGGAGGAGUUUUAUGUCCACUAUGUAGGUUUCAACAGGCGGCUGGAUGAAUGGGUGGGUAAAUCCCGCCUGGCGCUCACCAAGACAGUGAAGGAUGCAGUAAGAAAGAGCACAGAGAUCGGAGGUGUGGGUGAUCUGGGGGAUCAGCCUGAGAGGAAGAUUACCCGCAACCAGAAGCGGAAACACGAUGAGAUCAACCAUGUGCAGAAGACGUAUGCAGAGAUGGAUCCAACAACAGCAGCGCUGGAGAAGGAGCACGAGGCGAUCACCAAAGUGAAGUAUGUAGAUAAGAUCCAGAUUGGAAACUUUGAGAUUGACGCCUGGUACUUUUCCCCGUUUCCUGAGGAUUAUGGCAAGCAGCCCAAGCUGUGGAUCUGCGAGUACUGCCUUAAAUACAUGAAGUAUGAGAAGUCGUUCAGAUUUCACCUG
Molecule: messenger RNA, 878 nt
Organism: Nothobranchius furzeri (turquoise killifish)
Lineage: Eukaryota; Metazoa; Chordata; Actinopteri; Cyprinodontiformes; Nothobranchiidae
Source: RefSeq, a predicted model, not a curated record